AUGUCCGCAACGCUGGUGACAGCGGGGGCGACUCCCACUGUACCCCUGACCGAUGUCAUUCUCAAGCAAUUGGAGGAGGCAAGAAAAUUAGCGUUUGCCGAUACACACACUUUUCCUCAAGUCGUCAAGCAAGUCCUCAACUUUCUUCCCAACAACAACCUGAACAUCCAACUGUGGUGUGUAAGGUUCUUGCGCGAUGUAUUCGUCGGUAAUGAUGAUAUUGACCGUAGUGUGUUGGUCGACCUUGCAAUCGACACUUUGGAUACUCUCAUUGCCCUCGCAGAAGUCCCCGAUGUCGGGAUUUUUUGUCAAGUAAUUGACAUCACAUGCGUGGUUUACCGAAUGGUUUACAAAUACGUAGCCGCCAACGAUGGCUGCGAUCAUGUCUGGAGUCGCCUUACCCAGCUCAAGAACAACUUAGUUAACAAGUUCUCAACUUGUUUCCCGUUGGAAAAGAGUGACAAUUCUGAGCAUGACCACUUUCGUAAUGUUCGUUCCCGAAUUGAACUACUCAAGUUCAUUGUUAUUGUCAUCGAUUACCAGUCGAAAACUACAGUCAUAAACCCUUCAGAAGGUUCCACAAAACCAUUUCUGCUCAACGAUGUACCGCCUAAUCAUCUGCUCAUAAAGUACCAAAACAUGGAGUAUGAGGCUAAUAUGUUGGUUGACAUGGUAUUGUCCCCGCUCAAACUUGACGUCAUUGUUGUCCCAGUUUUAUGUGGUGUCCUCAAUCAACUAAUAAUUUUGCUCAAACGCAAGCCUCAAUUUGCUACGAAAAUCAUCAAAGCUGUUGAAACAUAUGAUACCACCCAAAAACUACAAUCAAACUACCAACUGGAAGAGGAGUUCAAGUUAGCAAGAAAGUACGUUGAUCGUCAACAAAAGGUGCUUCUCCAGCAUUUGAUGCGCCAUAACUUGGCACCUACGGCUGCUCAACAACUGAUCAAUGAAAAAGUUAAAAAAUUAAUUGAUCGAGGCGAUGAGAUUCGUAAACGUAACGUAAUUGAAAUCCCUGAUCCCACAAUCCGCAAGCGUAAGUUUGAAGGCUUUGCCAAUCCUCUGAGAAAGCUGCAAUCGCUGGAUUACAAGGGAUUGUACAUGCUCAAUGAUCCUGCUAAUAAAAUCAACGAUUUUGAUGUCACCACGGUGCCGAUCAAUAUCAUGUCUGCUAUGGUCGUGAAAGCUUUGGAGAAAGUGAGCGCGUCACAAUUGCUGACCGCUUUAGAUAUCAUUAGUGCUCGUUACACGCAUGCGUUGGAGGAAGCCCAGUCAGCAGAACCCAUGCUCAAGCGAGCUCGCACCCAAGUGGAGAACGACGACGGCGAAGAUAACAAUGAUUAUAAUCCUGACGCAGUGUACACUCUACCUCCUCCAAAGCAAGUCAGCUUUAAUGAAAAACGUGAUCAUGUUAAACUCAUCACUAAGAACUUCUUUAAAUUAGCUGCCAACCAAGGUGUUGACGUCGGGGUUCCUACAACUCCUGCUGAAACAGAGCUCAAUCGUAUUGCUAUCAAAUAUUGGAAGAAGGAUCUGUGGUUGGUAUUGUUGACAAGAAUGGUGACGAGAGGAAUGCGGUGCGCUGACGUCGGGUCUGAGGAUGGUGUCAAAACCCAAGAAAUGGCUGAUAUAGUCAGACUGUCCAUUCUUGACUACUUUUUGGAGAACAUUCAUAAGCGGGUGAGUCUCGUCAUUGACUGGCUUAAUGAGGAGUGGUAUUCUGAACAACUUUUCAACGCAGAUGCCAAAACCCCGACUAAUAACUAUAAUACUUGGUCCGGUAAGGUUCUCGAUGCAGUUAUUUCAUUUAUCGAGCCUACUGAUCGGAAUUUAUUCAUUCGCUUGAUAUCUGACUUACCGGCACUUACUCGUGAUCAUGUUUUCAAGAUCAAAUCUAUUUGUCUUGAUCCUGCCCGGCUGAAGAUUGGUUUUCAAUCGUUACAAUUUCUCAUAAUGUUUCGUCCUCCGGCUAAAGAGUCGUCCUUAGAGCUUUUGAAGGAAAUGAGUGAAGGUGACGAUGAUGUGAAGACCGAGGCCACUAAGCUUUACGAAAAGUACAAGAGUGGUUGA
Diutina rugosa is the source of this 2067-nucleotide messenger RNA. Its product is annotated as RNA-processing protein. Lineage: Eukaryota; Fungi; Ascomycota; Pichiomycetes; Serinales; Debaryomycetaceae. The record is from RefSeq and is a predicted model, not a curated record. The transcript has a single exon. Gene Ontology annotation, cellular component: mRNA cleavage and polyadenylation specificity factor complex. Bases 1 to 2067 code for a protein of 688 amino acids.